AUGGGUCAAAGUUAUUCUACACCGCUAUCUGUUGGCUGGCUGCCGGAGGGAACUUUCGGCCUGCCGGUCAUCCAGGCUGUUAAAGAAAAGAUAAUGGCUCCUGACCCUCGGGGCCAUCCGGACCAAGCUCCUUACAUCCUGGUCCUGGUCAUGGAGAGCUCUAAGGAAGAAAACCGGGAGGCACAGGAGAGCUGGAAGAAACCGAUACCCCAGGAAUCUUCUCUAUACCCUACGCUUCCUGUCCGGGUCGGGCCGGCAAAUCCUGACGGAGAACGGAAUUACCAAUAUUGGCCAUUCUCUACCAGCGACUUAUAUAACUGGAAAGCUCAAAACCCCUCUUUUUCUGAAAAGCCCCAAGGCCUUAUUGAUCUUUUAGAUACUAUCCUGUUUACUCACAAUCCUAUGUGGGAUGAUUGUCAGCAGCUGUUACAGGUGCUUUUCACCACAGAGGAACGGGAGUGAAUUCUGUCGGAAGCACGGAAACACAUUCCCGGAGUGGAUGGGAAACCGACCAUGCAGCCCCACCUAGUGGAGGAAGGGUUCCCUUCUGUGCGGCCGAACUGGGACUUUGAGCGUGCGGAAGGUAGGGAGCAUCUUCAGGUCUUUCGCCAGACUCUAAUGGCCCGUCUCCGGGCAGCCGCCAGGAAACCGACAAAUUUAUCUAAGGUGAAUCUGAUAAGACAGGAGCCAAACGAGAGCCCAGCAGCCUUCUUAGAGAGGUUAAUGGAAGCCUUUAGGCAGUAUACGCCCAUGGACCCUCAGGCUGAUGAGUCACGCACAGCAGUUCUGUUAGCUUUCGUGAACCAGGCAGCUCCAGAUAUCAGGAGAAAGUUACAGAAGAUAGAAGGGCUGGGGGAACUGUCAAUACAGGAUUUGGUGAGGGCAGCUGAGAAAGUGUUUAAUAACAGAGAGACCCCUGAGGAGAGGGAGGAACGGAUUAGACGGGAAGAAAGAGAAUAUGAGGAACGGAUUAGACGGGAGGAAAGGGAAUAUAGGGCUGAAGAAAACUGGAGAAAUCAGAAAGAAACUAAAGACACCCGGUUGGGAGGAAAGGAAAAACCAGCUAGACCUGCCCUAAAGAGAGACCAAUGUGCUUACUGCAAAGAGCAGGGACACUGGAAAAAUGAGUGCCCCAAGAGAGAUCUGAAGAAAAAGACUGUAAGAAAGGAAGAAUCUUCCUCGGGGACCCACGUCUUAUAUGCAGGGGAAGAUAGUGAUUAGGGGGGUCAGGGCCUGGCACCUCUCCCCGAGUCCUGGGUAACUAUUAAUGUGGAGGGGAAACCGGUCGGCUUCAUGGUGGAUACGGGAGCCCAAUACUCAGUUCUCAACCCAAAAUUUGGGCCGAUGUCCAAAAAGACUAGCUUGGUCCAGGGAGCCACCAGGACAAAGAGAUAUUACUGGACUACUAAACGAAAAGUGGACUUGGGAGCCCAACGGGUGUCCCACCCAUUUCUGGUGAUCCCGGAAUGUCCGGCCCCUUUAUUAGGAAGAGACCUAUUGGCCAAAGUCAAUGCGCAAAUUCACUUUGACUCUGGGGGGAUAUCAGUCACAGAUGGGCUUGGACAACCAAUUCAUGUUUUAUCCCUGGCACUGAGAGAUGAAUACAGACUAUAUUCACCAAAACCCCCUGCAGCGGUGGAUCCUGCUAUGCAACAGUGGAUUCAGAAAUACCCUCUGGCCUGGGCAGAGAUAGCGGGAAUGGGACUGGCUAAACAAAGACCUCCCAUUGUUGUUGAAUUAAAAGUAAAUGCUAUUCCUGUGAGGGUGAAACAGUAUCCCAUGAGCCAGGACGCCUGGCAAGGAAUUAUGCCACACAUCCAGCACCUCCUAAAGGCAGGAAUUCUCAAAAAGUGCCGGUCCCCAUGGAAUACUCCCUUGUUGCCUGUGAAAAAGCCCAGGGGAGCAGACUUUAGACCAGUCCAAGAUCUUCGUGAAGUCAACAAACGGGUGAGUGACAUUCAUCCCACUGUCCCUAACCCAUAUACCCUCCUGAGCAGCUUGCCACCAGACUAUGUCUGGUAUACAAUUUUAGACUUGAAAGAUGCCUUUUUCAGCUUGCCUUUGGCCCCCCAGAGCCAGGAAAUCUUCGCAUUUGAAUGGGCUGACGAGGACGGCCAAACUGUGGGGCAGCUGACCUGGACUCGCCUCCCACAGGGGUUCAAAAACUCGCCGACGUUGUUCAGCGAGGCUCUAGGCGAAGAUCUCUGUGAGUAUCGAACCAGCCACCCCGAAGUCGUUCUGUUGCAGUAUGUAGAUGACCUCAUGCUGGCCGCUACGACUAAGGAGGUAUGCCUAAAGGCCACAGGCGAUCUCCUCCAGACUUUGGGGACACUGGGGUACCGGGCAAGUGCGAAGAAGGCCCAAACUGCUGGACAGGAAGUCAUUUAUUUGAGACAUAAAAUAAAACAGGGACAAAGAUGGUUGACUCAGGCUAUGAAAGAGACUAUUCUACGGAUCCCCGAGCCAACAACUCCCUGGCAGGUGAGGGAGUUUUUAGGGAUGGUUGGGUACUGCAGGCUAUGGAUUAUGGGGUUUGCUGAAAAGGCCUGACCUCUAUAUGAAGGAAGCAGAGAAAAUAGAGACUGGACUUGAACUGAGCCAAUGAGGCAGGCAUUUCAGGAACUUUGACAGGCGUUACUGGAAGCCCCAGCCCUUGCUCUUCCGGACCCAGCUAAGCCGUUUCAACUGUUUAUGGAUGAAAAGCAGGGAGUAGGGAAGGGAGUCCUGAUGCAGCAAUCGGGACUGUGGAGACGGCCUGUGGCAUAUCUCUCUAAACGACUGGAUCCAGUAGCUGCGGGAUGGCCACCCUGUCUCCAUAUCAUUGCGGCCAUUGCUCUCCUUGUCCAUGAUGCUGACAAGCUGACUUAUGGACAGCGUCUCCUGGUCUACACUCCUCACACCAUAGAGGGGAUCCUCAAACAGCCACCGGGUAAGUGGAUUUCUAAUGCUCGCUUAACCCAUUACCAGGCCCUGCUGCUGGAUACUCCCCGGAUACACUUUAAAACACCUUGUUUUCUGAACCCUGCCACUUUGCUACCCAUCCCAGAGGAGGAUGGGCCCCUCCAUGACUGUGUUGAAAUGUUAGCUGAGGUAACCGUCAUACGAAAAGACCUCAGCGACUUGCCAUUAGAAAACAGUGAGCUGGUAUGGUUCACGGACGGGAGCAGUUAUAUAAAGGAUGGAGAGAGAAAAGCGGGGGCAGCCAUAGUAGAUGACACUGGAAGGAUCAUCUGGGCUGAGGCCUUGCCCCCUGGAACAUCAGCCCAAAAAGCAGAACUGAUAGCUAUGAUACAAGCACUAGAGAGGGCAAAAGGAAAAAGAAUCACUGUUUACACUGACAGCCGAUAUGCACUCGGCACUGUGCACAUUCAAGGCCCCAUAUAUAAAGAGCGGGGGCUCUUGACGGCGGAGGGAAAAGAGAUUAAAAACGUGCCUGAGAUUCGCACACUCUUGGCAGCGGUCCACUUGCCCCGGGCAGUGUCCAUAGUGCAUCUCCCGGGACACCAGAAAGGAGAGGGUGCCAGGGCCCGAGGCAACCGUGCUGCCGAUGCAGCAGCCCGUGAGGCAGCUGCUGGAGGCCACGAAGCCCAUACACUGACUGUGGGAUUGCCACCGCCGGGGAUGGGAACACUUCCCCCAAGCCCCAUAUACUCCCCCUCUGAUUUGAGCUGGGUGCAAGAUAAUACCACCCGUCCUGCUGGCAAAAACGGAUGGUAUCGGGACCAAGAUGACAACUUGUUGCUUCCUGCCGACCUGGGCAGGCAUCUCUGUACCCAUUUACAUCAAACUACCCAUUUGGGAGAGAAAAAGACUUCGACACUCCUACAAACAGCGCAGCUGCGGUUUCCCCAACAGAAGAAAACCAUCCAGGAUAUAGUCUGCACCUGCAAGCCCUGUCAGAUGAUGAGACCAGGAAAAGGACAGCACACAGGUGUAAGAUAUCAGGGGGAAAGGCCAGGACAUCAUUGGGAGAUAGAUUUCACUGAGGUAAGGCCAGGCAAGUAUGGGUACCGUUACCUGUUAGUUUUGGUUGAUACAUUUUCUGGGUGGGUAGAAGCUUACCCUACUAAGAAGGAGACAGCGAUAGUAGUAGCUAAGAAGCUCCUAGAAGAGAUUAUACCUAGGUUUGGGCUGCCGGCAUCUAUCGGCUCUGAUAAUGGACCUGCAUUUGUGAGUAAAAUUGUUCAGGGACUGGCCUCAGCCCUGGGGACCAAAUGGAAGUUACAUUGUGAAUACAGUCCCCAGAGCUCAGGACAGGUAGAAAGAAUGAAUCGGACCCUAAAAGAAACUUUAACAAAACUGGCAAUAGAGGCUGGUGGGGACUGGGUGACCCUCCUUCCCUUCGCGCUUUUUCGGGCACGAAACACUCCCUAUAAACUGGGUUUGACUCCCUUUGAAAUUGUAUAUGGAAGUCCACCCCCCGUUUGUCCAGCAUUUGAGGGAAAAACCAAACCACCUCUCCCGCUACGCGCUUUCCAACAGGAGAUGCUAGCCUUGAGUAAGGUACAUAAACAUAUCUGGUCAUUGGUACGGGAAAUUCAUGAGGGCCAAAAUGAAGGAACAAUCCCGUCUCAUAAUAUAGGCCCAGGAGAUUGGGUUUGGGUUAAAAGACACCAGUCAAGGACCUUAGAACCAAGAUGGAAGGGCCCUUGUGUUCUUCUUACCACCCCUACUGCCCUCAAAGUAGACGGAAUUGGACCCUGGGUACAUUGCAACCACACUUCACUUCGUGGCCCCCGCGGCGACCUCCGCGACGCGGAGCCCGGGGCGCGCCCCCGACGCUGCGGCGGGGACGCGGACCAUGGGGGCGGGGCAGCCGAGGCUGUGGGGUCGCCGGCCAAACUGCCCGCGGACUGGGGGCCUGUGGCCCCGGCCGCGAUGUGCAGGGCCUCCGAGGCUGCGCCGGGGCUGGAGGGCGCGGGCGCCAAGCUGGGGGUCGCGGCUGUUGCGAUCGCGCCAGUCGCCCGGGUUGCGCGGCGGGGGCGGGCCGACGGCGGCCGCCGCGCCUGGGCCUCACAAAGAGGAAACAGGCCAGCUCGUCAGUCCGCAGCCCCGGCACCAGGGCCCGCCCUGAGGGGCGAGGGUCGGUCGCGCUGGGACCCCCGAGGGGGCGCGGCGAAGAAGAGGCACUUCCUGCCUGGGCCCCCCGCCCUGGGCCGAUCCCAGAGGGUUUCGAAGCCUCCGAUCCGGAGAGGAGCCUCAGCCCCUACCCGGCCCCGAACCCACUCCCCGCCCUCCGCACUCACCCCGAGCGGCUGUGAAGUCGGCGGCCGCCUGCGGCUUUCGCUUCUCAGCUGGGAUGAAGCCCCUUAG
Messenger RNA from Budorcas taxicolor (takin), 5313 nucleotides. RefSeq lists its product as uncharacterized. The record is from RefSeq and is a predicted model, not a curated record. Gene Ontology annotation, biological process: virion assembly; DNA integration; proteolysis. Gene Ontology annotation, molecular function: nucleic acid binding; RNA-DNA hybrid ribonuclease activity; zinc ion binding. Lineage: Eukaryota; Metazoa; Chordata; Mammalia; Artiodactyla; Bovidae.